AUGUACCACAGAAAAAUCCCUGUGGGAUCCCUCUGGGAGCCCGAAUACCACCUGGAGCUGCCAGAGGGAAAGUCCCUGUCUGGUUCCUUCCCUAGAGCCCAGUCUAGCGAGGAGGUGAAGCUCAGAUCUGCACUGUGCCAGCAGAGCCCCACAAAGGUGUCUUGCAAAGGAGUUGGCCUGCUCAAGCUUCCAAAGGAGCUUGGCCAAGGAGUGAAGUUCCUUGAGCUCUCCAACAACUUCAUCCAAAACCUGUCGGGCAGCUCCAUGACAGGGUUUGAGCAGCUCGAGUACCUGGACAUGUGCUUCAACCAGCUGGAAGCUGUGUCAACCACAGCCUUGGCUCAGCUGCCUCAGCUGCGCUCUCUCCUCCUGGGAUCGAACCACCUCGACCGCAAUUACCUCGCUAAUGGACAAGCCUUUCGUCUGCUCAGGAAUGUAGAGGUCCUGGACCUGUCAGCAAACAACCUGGACAGCCACAUGGCAGGCUGGUACAUCCACAACCUCACCAGGCUGAGGGUGCUGGACCUCUCCAGGAACAAGAUGACCAAGCUGCUGGCAGGGAUCUUCCAGAGCACGCCAUGGCUGCGCGAGCUCCACCUCAGCAAUAACUACAUCAUGGAAAUCGAGGAGGGAGUCUUUGAGGCUCUGGAAGAGCUGGAGGUGGUGAACUUGGCUUUGAAUUCCCUCCACUGUAUCUCUGGCUUCAGCCUCACACAGCUGCGAGUUUUAAAUCUUAGCCACAACGCCCUGGAGCUGUUCACCUCGGAGGAGGGAGCAGCUGCUCCCUACCUGCUUCAAGUGCUUGACUUGAGCCAUAACAGACUACUCUACUUUCCAGAGCUCCCCAAAGUCCAUUAUCUCACACACUUAAAUCUCUCCAACAACCUUAUUGCUUCCCUGCUCCCAGGCUCACACCACCCGGGGGAGUUUGUACUGCACUACAAGGAGAUGGCGAGGUUUAACAGGACCUUGCAUACUGUGUCUGCUCUGACACAUAUGGCUGACUUGGAUCUCAGCAAUAAUCGGCUACAGCUUUUCCCAUUUACCUUCUUCCACAGCCUGGGCUCUCUGCACCACCUCAGCAUGGCUAUGAACUGUCUCCAGGAUGUAGCCAGGGAGUCGCUUACCAGCAGCAUGGAGCCCAGCGACCACACACCAGCACCACCAGAGCACGCUGCCUUGUCUGUGCACUCGCUGGACCUCCAUGGCAAUGCCUUCCGCAUGCUGCCACCCUGGUUCUUUAGUGCUCUACCUCAGCUGGAAAUGAUCGACCUGGGCUCCAACAGCCUCCAGCCUUGUGAGAGCCAGGGGGGGAAUUUGGGAGGCACCUGCACCCCCUUCUACAACGUGCCUCACUUGAAGCAUCUGAGUCUUUACAAGAACAACAUCACCAGGCUGCACCCUUACGCCUUCAACCAGACCUCACUACUCUCCCUAGACCUGUCGGGGAACAAGGACUUGUUCAUGCCUAAGGAAGCCCUGGGGGGGUUGGAGUUCUCCCUGCAGAAACUCUCUCUGAGGGGCAACCAGAUGGACAACAGCAAGGCAGAGCUCCCCUGCCUGGGCACGCUCAAAGUCUUGGACCUCUCAGGCAACAAUCUGAGCUUUCUGCCCACAGGUCUUUUCUGCUCCCCACUGGAAAGCCUGGAUGUUCGCAAUAACCAGCUGCUGAUGUUGGAAAAGCCGGCGCUCAUGAGCUGGUCCCGCAGCCUGAAGGACGUGUCCAUCACUGGAAACCCCUUUAGCUGCUGCUCUCUGGCCUGGCUGGACAUGCUACAGGCUGCUGGUGUGGGUGUGCUGGACCUGGAUGAAGCUCUCUGCAUCUACCAGGACGAGAGCAGCAACUUCUCAGCCAAGAUAGCCAGCAGCCCUCAGUGGCUUUGUCCACACCCCAAUGACACCAGCUCUCUGGCUCUGCUCGUGGUCAUGAUGAGCCUUUUCUUUCUCAGUUGUGGGGCUUGCUGCCUUCUGAAGAAAGGGCAGAAGUCACCAGGGUUUGCUGGACUCCAGAGCAACAGUGUGGGGGUCUUGCCCCACCAUCCCAAAAGAGAGGAGCCAGCCGAGGCAAGGCCAGCAGACAGUGUCACCAAAGUGUAG
Nestor notabilis (Kea) is the source of this 2097-nucleotide messenger RNA. Its product is annotated as leucine-rich repeat-containing protein 32-like. The record is from RefSeq and is a predicted model, not a curated record. The transcript is spliced from 3 exons. Bases 1 to 2097 code for a protein of 698 amino acids. Gene Ontology annotation, molecular function: protein binding. NCBI's taxonomy places the organism in Eukaryota, Metazoa, Chordata, Aves, Psittaciformes, Psittacidae. Gene Ontology annotation, cellular component: extracellular matrix.